This is a messenger RNA of Zygotorulaspora mrakii, 864 nucleotides long. It is a transcript of the gene KRE1, whose product is annotated as Kre1p. Gene Ontology annotation, biological process: fungal-type cell wall organization. The record is from RefSeq and is a predicted model, not a curated record. The coding region runs from base 1 to 864 and encodes 287 amino acids. The transcript has a single exon. NCBI's taxonomy places the organism in Eukaryota, Fungi, Ascomycota, Saccharomycetes, Saccharomycetales, Saccharomycetaceae.
AUGUUAAAAGGAUAUUGUUUUGCGGUCCUCCUGCUCCUCAGAGUGGUAGCAGGUGUUGUGACGACAUCGACUGUUACUUUAACAAACGGCGUUGGUGUUGUAAUAACUCAACUUACCGUGUUUGACCCGGCAACACAGACUGGAACGACACGAACGGGCACGGCAACGGGUACUCUCACCGGCACAGCUACAACUGGCACGGGAACAGCUACAACUGGCACGGGAACAGCUACAACUGGCACGGGAACAGCUACAACUGGCACGGGAACAACUACAACGGGCACCGGCACAACUACAACGGGCACAGGUACGGGUACGGGUACGGGUACGACUACAACAGGUACAACAACUCCUGGUGUAGCAGCCACUACAACUAGUUCAUCUGCAUCAUCUGUUCUCAGUUCCGGCUCGGGUGCAAGCACGAGUUCGAGUUCGAGAACAAGCUCAGGAGUUGCUACACCCCGCCAGGAUGGAACUAGACCUGAUCCAUCUACAGACUUUACGGCUCCACCAGACGAAGCGGUUACUACUUUAUCUAUUGAUUCAUUCGUCACAAUUACAGAAGGCACAACCAGAACCUACACGUCUUCAAGAGGAAGAACGAGUGACAUGUGGGUUACAGUCGUAAGGGGUGGGCACACGGUUGUUGUGCAAACCACUUUUGCUCAAAGGUUCACAUCUCAGUAUGCUGUUGAAGCCAGACCUAGUUCGGGAUCCAUAGGCUUAGGAACUAUCAGUGGAACCAUUGGGCAAGUGAGAUCAGAUAUGAGAGAAACUGUACGUUACGGCAACGCCCCAAGAAUUUUCUCAAUUGGAUUGUUGCCAUUGGCCUCUACUUUCGCAUUCUUGAUUUACCUUUUUUAA